CAUAUAUAUCAUAAAUUAUGAGUAUUGUGCGUGUUUUGGAACAUCCAAUGUUGGGUUUGGGUAAUUUAACUGUUGAAGCUUUAUAGAGUAACCAGUUUUGUGAAUUUUGCAAAGUUCUUUGGGUGUUGGAAGAUUGCUCCUAAUUGCAUUUCAGAAAAUGGUGUCGAAUUUGAUAAAUCGUAAUUCGCGUAGGUUUCUCAAAUCUUCCCUCAUUUCCAUUGUUAAUCCUCUGAUUUCUACUCAACAAUUUGUAAACCAAAUCCAAAACCCUAGUUUAAACCUCUCACCCACUCCAUUCAAGCCUUCCCAGAUUCAGAAUUGUAAUUUUGAAUUUCAUGAAAGGCUUAGGUCUCUUUCGAAUUUCCAUAUUGUUGCACACAUCUCUACUUCACCAUCGCCGUCGAAUUUAGGAGAGGAAUCAAAGGAAAAGAGUGAUGUGAGUAGUAGUAGUGGUGGAGGUGAUGUUUCUUGGAUUGAAUUGUACUUGCCUAGGCAGAUUCAGCCAUAUGCACGGCUUGCUCGUGUUGAUAAGCCAAUUGGGACAUGGUUGCUUCUAUGGCCUUGUAUGUGGUCAAUUACCUUUGCCGCAACCCCAGGGAAUCUUCCUGAUUUUAAGAUGUUGGCCUUGUUUGGAUGUGGGGCUUUGCUUUUAAGAGGUGCCGGCUGUACUAUUAAUGAUCUCCUUGAUCGGGAUAUUGAUACAAUGGUUGAACGUACAAAGUUGCGACCUGUGGCAAGUGGUCUUUUGACACCAUUUCAAGGACUUUGUUUUCUUGGUUUUCAAUUACUUUUGGGUCUUGGAAUUCUUCUACAACUGAACAAUUAUAGCCGUGUUUUGGGUGCCUCAUCCUUGUUGCUUGUCUUCUCUUAUCCCCUCAUGAAGAGGUUUACAUUUUGGCCUCAAGCCUAUCUUGGGUUAACCUUUAAUUGGGGGGCCUUGUUAGGAUGGGCAGCAGUUAAAGGAAGCCUGGAUCCAUCUAUUGUGUUGCCACUUUAUGCCUCUGGAGUAUUUUGGACUCUUGUGUAUGAUACUAUCUAUGCACAUCAGGAUAAAGAAGAUGACCUGAAAGUGGGAGUUAAAUCAACAGCUUUACGCUUUGGUGAUUCAACAAAGGAGUGGAUUACUGGGUUUGGGAUUGCAUGCCUCGGUGGUCUUGGUGUCAGUGGUUUUAAUGCUGAAAUAGGCUGGCCAUAUUAUGCAUCUCUGGUAGCUGCAACUGGACACUUAGGCUGGCAAAUAUGGACAGUCGACCUUUCCUCACGCGCUGAUUGCAAUAGGAAAUUUGUCUCAAACAAGUGGUUUGGAGCUAUCAUAUUUGGUGGAAUUCUAGCUGGCAGACUUUCAUCUUAGGGGAACAUUUUGCCUCAUAGAGAAUAUAUAGACGCGCAAUAACAAUUUAUCAAACAUUGUGCGCAUACCAAAUCUGACGGUCCUAGGACGUUGUAUCUGAUUACUUUUUUAAUCUAUGGAAUAAUUUUUCAGAGAUAAUUAGUUUAUGGCGGAGUUUUACACAUUGCAUGUUGAAAUAUGUUCCUAUGGUUAUUUUUUUGGGAGUAACAGUUGAAACAAGGUUACUGACAUGAUAUUUGAGCACAGAAAAUAAAAUAAUAUUUCUCCAUUAUAUUCGUAUGAUAUGCACAGUUUUAU
Messenger RNA from Abrus precatorius (Indian licorice), 1648 nucleotides. Its product is annotated as 4-hydroxybenzoate polyprenyltransferase, mitochondrial. The coding region runs from base 158 to 1351 and encodes 397 amino acids. Gene Ontology annotation, molecular function: prenyltransferase activity. The transcript is spliced from 8 exons. Gene Ontology annotation, cellular component: mitochondrial inner membrane. Lineage: Eukaryota; Viridiplantae; Streptophyta; Magnoliopsida; Fabales; Fabaceae. The record is from RefSeq and is a predicted model, not a curated record. Gene Ontology annotation, biological process: ubiquinone biosynthetic process.